AUGGUGCAGUACUUUUUACAGAGGUACAGUACUAGUAACAGUACUUAAAUCAAAGAGUGAUUGUUUGAAAAAAGUAUAUAAAACCCCUAAUUCCAGGAGCUCGAAAAAGUGUUCCAGUUAAAAAUUCACUAGGGCCAAUGUGUUUAAAUAUACAAAAAUUGUUUUCAUCGGGAAUUUUCUCCCCUUCAUAUUCAACUUGUAGGCUGUGUGCACUUUGCUCUGCACAAGUGGCACUGCCCCUACGGCUGUCUCAGUGAAACAGUUAUCAAACGUUUCUCAAUGACUGGUUUCUUUUAUAGAUUCCCAAACCUUCUGCCGUUCACAUCAGUGAGAGAUUUGGAAGAACUGACUCAGGAGGUCCACGACUUUGUUACAAUGGACGAAGAGGACCUUCCGAACUCAGUC
Molecule: messenger RNA, 405 nt
Organism: Porites lobata
Lineage: Eukaryota; Metazoa; Cnidaria; Anthozoa; Scleractinia; Poritidae
Source: the annotation of a GenBank genome assembly